Molecule: messenger RNA, 3361 nt
Organism: Pygocentrus nattereri (red-bellied piranha)
Lineage: Eukaryota; Metazoa; Chordata; Actinopteri; Characiformes; Serrasalmidae
Gene: ifngr2
Product: interferon gamma receptor 2
Molecular function (GO): protein binding
Source: RefSeq, marked validated
CACAGAAGAAGAAGAAGGAAGAGGAGAUAUCCAUCGAGCCAAACAAUGGAUUUUAUGUGAUCAGUUUACUAUUCGUUAUGGAUUUUGGAUAUUGGAAAACCCCGUUAAUCUCAUUUUUGUUCGUACUGAUUUUUCACAGCGCAUGGUCGACUAAUCUGUCAGCACCAAAACUUAAAGAAGUCAGUUCAUCAGUGUUGUCAUGGGAACCUUCGAAAGUCAACAACGUGACGUAUACUGUUCAGUACAGAGCGGAUCCUGGGCAAGAGUGGCACUACUUGUGUGGAUGUAAUCAGCCGCAGUUCAGCUUUGCAGAUGGAGAUUUCUAUGGAAAGAUAUUUCGCGUUCGAGCAGAGAGAGGAAACCAAACUACAGUUUGGCAGGAGUCAGUUAAGAUCCAGUGCAGACACACUGAUGCAUGUGCUCCCCUACUCAACCUGACAAUAAAGAACUACAAGGUGCUUCUGUGGAUGGACGAUAAAGACGAGACCCUGAAGAAGGAGUUUGGAGGCCACAUCACCUUCAGAGCUUUGUACUGGAAAGAAACAAGUGCCUCUGAUAAACAGGAGCUUGAUGCGAGUGGCAAGACCCUGCUAAUAGAGGAACUUGAGGCAGGACAGAAAUACUGCUUUAAUGUUGUGUAUGUGGUUUAUAAUAAGCCCUAUGGAAGUCCCAGCCGUGUGCUAUGUGAAGUCAUCCCUGAAACACCUACAGUGCAAAACCUUCGGAUUAUCAUAUCGGGCGUGCUAAUAAAUGCGGGAUUGAUGGUUUUUGGAUGUUGCUUAUACUUUGUUUACAAGAAUUAUAAGAGAAUAAAGACAUUUCUUCAGCCACCUCUGGAUAUUCCUGAGCACAUUGAAGAGUUUUUUUCCGGAGAGUUCCCUCACCACGAAUUUGUUUGUAUCGGCAGCGAAGAACUAGAAUCGAAUGGCCUUAUAACUUUAGUUCCGGAACAGAUCAGAGAAGAGGAAGAGGGCGGAAGUGAUGGAAGGGAAAAUUCAAUCUCUCCUGACAUUGCGAAGUAGAGUGUAUGGUUUUCCAGAAGAGCUGAAAUGUUGUCUCUCUUCACAUGUUUUUAAUACUUUAUAUUUUAGUACAGUAUUGUUUCACUAUUGUAUUUUUGCACUUCUGGCUAAUUUACCAGUUAAUUAACUGUUUUUUAUCUGUAGCCCUGAAUAGUUGAUGAUUUAAUUGUUGCUCAUUUCAUUUUAUCAGUAAAAUAUAAGACUUAGGUUGGAUGCCUUGAAACAAACCACCUCUUUGCAUAUGUUUGCCAGCCAGCCUCCAAAUUCUGGUUUGAAGGCUUGUGACUGUGUUCUAAGGGAAUAAUCCAACUUAACCUAGUUGGGUUAUGUGUAAAAUGUUGUUAUUUUUAUUUGGAGCAUGAGGUAAACAAAAGUGAUUUGAGGAGUUAAAAAUGGAAUGCUUCAACAUCUGUAGUUUUACACUGUCAAUUACUUGCAGUUUGUUACAAGCUGAUUUUGAAAAGUGUGGCAGAAUUAUGUUGAAAGGUGUGGUAGAAUUAUGUUGAAAGGUGAGUGUUCCUAUUAUUAGAAUUUUAAAGUGGUGUCUUUUUUUUUGUAAAACAUUGUAAAAAAAAAAAAAAAAAAAAAAAAAAGUAAAAAUAUAUUUGGGAGGAAAAUAGGUAAAUUGGAGGUAUACAAAAGUGGCAAAUUGGACCUGACUGGGCUAAAUUACCUAAAACACCUUCAUUAGAAGAUCAUAGUUUUUCUUUGAGAAUUGAGGCUUUUAAAGGAAGAAAUCUUUGUUUCAGCUGUAGUAGCUUGCAACAGGAUAGCUAAAAGAGCUAAAUUUCUGUUUUAACUUCUCUUUCUCCUCUCCCACAUUAUAUGGAACAUGCUAUCGUUCAAUUGUAUUUGUAGAAUGUGGUUUUUCCUAGCAAUCAAUUUAGCACUCACAGGUGUCUAGUGGCAUUUUUUUCCAUGUGUAUACCGGGUGUGCGGUAUAGUUACAAACAAUUUAUUUUAAAGCUGUUUUCACUACCAAGUAAAUUGUGCUGUACCAGAGUAUGAAUGUGGUUACUCAUCUUACAGUACUUGGUGUGCCCAGCUGGAAUGUAUGGGUGGACCUAGAAACCUAGGAAAAUUUUGUACAGUGUAACUGAAUUCAGAUAAGCAAACAUACUGUGUCGUAUAUAACAUUGUCCAGUGGAAAACGCCUUGCAUAGUAAUCCAAGGACUUGUCUAAACAGUUUGCAUUGGCUAAUGUUUCUUACCUUCUUUUGGUUUCUUUUGAUACGAUUUAAUGCAUUGGAUACAUUUCAUGCAGUGCUUCCUGUAACAGCUAGCUAUUAUACUGCUUUAAACACUAAAGAGUAAGGGUAAGGUUUGCAUCAUUAUUUUCAAACCAGUGAGUGAGUCCUGAAAACCCCUUUCAGUACAUUUGGGAGCAUACAGAUAUACAGAUCAAGUACAGAUUAUUCUAAUCAAAACAACUAAAAUCAAUAGUUGCCUCUCACAGCUUAUUAAUUAUUUUAACAAUACAGCCUUAAUGGAGUGUGUCGUGGAAGUACUAGAGGAACAAUACAGGUUUCCUGGAGAGCUUUAUCUGGGAACAGUUUAUAGAGAGGGUAUUGUUUUUUUUUUUUGUUUUUUUUUUAAUUAUUCUUUGAAUUUAUAUAUUUUUCAGCUGGAAGACCAUAGAGCCUUACAUGCUUACAAGUAGAUCAACAAUAUGAAUAUACCUUUGAGGUAAUGUGAAUGUAGUAAUUUGUGCAUCUAAUGACAUCAGCAAAUGUUUGUUUACAAGAAUCAUAGUUCAAUUUAAAUAGUAGAUUGGAUUUAUAUAUAGAUUUACCUGUAUAAUAGUAAUCGAUGCUGGUAUAUGUCUUCAGAAUGUUUGAGGGAGUGCUUUUUGACUCGGGUUCAGUCUGUUUACAAGUUAAUGUUGAUGUUAAAUGUAAAGAUAUAAUGAUUAGCUUAUAUUUGUGAGUUCAACUAAUGUAAUUUAAUUAAUGAUUGAAUUCAAGUUUCGAGUUUAUGUAGAAAAAAAGCUUUACUUUUUGUUGUACAGUAAAUGAUGAAUCUUGUUAUUUAAAUAUUACUUGAGUAAAAUUGACUAGUAAUGGUCUACUGUACAAUUUCACUACCAGUAUCAAAACAAAACUGAAUAUAAGUGAUUUGAAUUUUUAUAGAAGGUACACCAUUUUGACCAAAUUGCAGUAGAAAUGUCUUUUCUUGUAUGUAACAUUGCCAAAAAAGGAUUUUUUUUGUCAAAGUUUGUCAAAGCAGUGACUGGUCUAAAGUACAGUAAUAGUUCCUUUUGGUUUACUUAUCAGUGUUAUUGGUGUAAUGAUUAAUUAUUAAAUAAAUACUGCUCUCAUUAAACCUCCAUGUCAUUAAAC